This is a messenger RNA of Musa acuminata AAA Group (dessert banana), 2512 nucleotides long. RefSeq names its product G-box-binding factor 3. Gene Ontology annotation, biological process: regulation of DNA-templated transcription. The record is from RefSeq and is a predicted model, not a curated record. Gene Ontology annotation, molecular function: DNA-binding transcription factor activity; sequence-specific DNA binding. Bases 802 to 2085 code for a protein of 427 amino acids. The transcript has 14 exons. Gene Ontology annotation, cellular component: nucleus. Lineage: Eukaryota; Viridiplantae; Streptophyta; Magnoliopsida; Zingiberales; Musaceae.
CUCGUCCUCCCUCUCUCGCCCCCUCUUUCCACUUCCCUCGGCUGUGGGAUGCGCUCAUCCUCCUCUUCGGUGGAUUAACGAAGGAAGAACAGUAGUUGGCUUCCUCUUCGAGAGGACGGUCCUCCUCCUUUCAGUUCGGCCAGUCUCUCCAGUUCCCGUGGAGCCGUUCCAUCUCUUUCUUGAGUAGACUCUUGGUUUUCCCAAGCCAAAAAGAGUCGCGUUUUACGCAAUUAGUGGCUUUGCGGAGGAUUUCGUUCGGAGAUUGCAGCUACGGUUUGUUGUGUGGGUGUUCGUGUGCCUGAGAGGGAGAUCACGGAUGUAAAUUGAAGAAACCAGCAGAUUAGAUCUGAAGAUGGGGUAAGCGAAGGGAAGACUGGUUUGAUAGUAGGUGGAUGAAUGAUCUGGCAACAGGGGGAAAAUGUGUUGAGGUUUAGCAAAUCAUGUGUCCCCUCUGGAUAUUUGUGUUUCUGCCGCUGCAAUGGAUCGGCUCCGAGUAGCGGGUGGCAGCAGGAUGACACUUUCUCAAUCGGAUAUCAUACUUUCCUCUGACCUUUCAGGAAAUUUGUUUGGGCAUUGCAAACAAUUGAAGUGCCUUCCAAGAUUUGCACUCUAGAAUCGUGCGGGCUGUUCACCAAUCAUUAAAAUAAAAAAGAAAAAACUUCUUUUCCGGUUAAUUUUUUGAAGCAACAUCUCAGGCGGUGAACAUAAACGUGGAUCUGAUUUUGAUCUCACUUGUUCUCAUGAAUAGAAUUGGAUAUAGAAAGUGCUUGAAACAUAUCCAGGUGCUGUAGAGAGUGAUUAAUGGGAAAUAAUGAGGCUACAACACCUUCAAAGUCUGAGAAACCGUAUUCACCUGUCCAGUUGCAGGAGCAGCCUGCAGUUCAUCCGUACCCUGACUGGGCAGCUAUGCAGGCAUAUUAUGGUCCUGGAGUGAUGCCCCCUCCUUAUUUUGGUACUUCUGUGGUGCCUGGUCAUGCACCUCAUCCAUACAUGUGGGCCCCUCAGCCCUUCAUUCCUCAUUUUGGGUCACCGUAUGCCGGAAUGUAUCCACAUGGAGUUUAUCCUCACUCCUCUUUGCCUCCUGGUACUCAUGGACAUUAUCCAGGGCUUGCACCAUCUUCUGCAGCAACCAAAGCAGUAGUGAUGGCCACCCCUUUGAGCAUAGAAAUGCCUGACAAAGCAUCAGGGAGCCGAGAUAAGGGGGUGAUGACUAAGCUUAAACGAUUUGAUGGGCUUACUGUAUCAGUGGACAGUAGAAGUACAAACAAUGCAGCAGGUGCUUAUGGGAAUGAGCUGUCACAAAGUGGGUAUAAUAGUGCAGCUGGCUCAAGUAAUGGAAGCGAUGGAAGUAAUUCAGCAGGAGGAUCCAAGGAUCAAAGAAAGCGCAGUUCUGAAGAUAUACAAUCCUCAGAUGAUAGAAAGGUCGAGUCAAAUUCUGAUCCUGCUCAGGGUGGGGAAAGAAGUUCAUCCUCAAAAUUGUCUUCAGGGGUUACUGUGGCACAUGCAAAAAUUGCAGGAAAUCCAGUCAUUAAUGUACCUUCACCUUGUCAAGCACAGAUGAUGUCAGUGAAAACUAUUGACACCCCUGGCCGCCCGCCAACAAUUGCUUUAGUGCCUGGUUGUAAUAGUGUGCCUUCUGAACUCUGGACGCAGGAUGAGCGGUCACUGAAACGGGAGAGGAGGAAACAGUCCAACAGAGAAUCUGCUAGAAGGUCAAGGUUGAGAAAACAGGCAGAAAAUGAAGAACUUGCUAAAAAAGUUGAGGCUUUGAGUGCUGAGAACAGGACUCUCAUAUCUAAAAUUAGUCAAGUAACUGAAAGCUCGGAGACACUGAGACUCGAGAAUGCUGCUUUAUUGGAGAAACUGAAUGCGCGAUCGGUCCAUGCAGAAGAAUCAUCUCCUGAUAAAAUGGAAACUGAUAGUGCCCCAUCUGUUGUCGUUGAGAAUUUCUUGUCAAUGAUAGACAAACAAAGCUCGAGCAGUCUAAGUGAAAAGCAAGAUGAUGAGAAAAGUGACAAGUCCAAUGGGAAACUUCGCCAGCUUAUGGACACCAGUCCAACAACAGAUGCAGUGGCAGCAAGCUGAUUAUUAUUCCAUUAGUAUGUAGUUUUGGCAUAUUUUUAUUAUUAUCAGCCCAAAGCUACUGCUAACCUUACAAAUUAAUUGAAUUAGGCAGCUUACGACUUGGGGGAUGAUGCCUGAGACCCACGAACUUUUGGGUGGCGAUUCCUAUGACCAUCCUAAUUUUGAAUUUUUAUUUCUUUCGACUAGUAUGAUCCAUGUAAUUAUGCUGUUGGAAGCUUUUAGAAAACUCAACUGCUAGUAAUGAAGAAAACUGCUGUAUAUUUAAGGAAGAGUUUUAGUCUUAUCACAAGCUUUAUAUUUUCUAUUCUUUUUUACUUAUUGUGACUUGUAUGAUCCAUAUCAUUAUGCUGUUAGAGGCUUUUACAAACCUCAACUGCUGAUGGAUGAAAAAACUGUGGUGUAUUAAACAAAUCUAGCUUUGUCAUCA